Molecule: messenger RNA, 1330 nt
Organism: Theobroma umbraticum
Lineage: Eukaryota; Viridiplantae; Streptophyta; Magnoliopsida; Malvales; Malvaceae
Product: putative BOI-related E3 ubiquitin-protein ligase 3
Molecular function (GO): ubiquitin-protein transferase activity
Source: RefSeq, a predicted model, not a curated record
AUGGGUGGAAGGGCUGUUGUUUUUGGAGUGCCCAGUGACUCUAUCUCCAUGGCUUAUUGUGGAUUUCGGGGCAACCUCCCACCGGCUUUGAAUUUCUCCCAAAUCUGCCUCAUUUUUCUCAAAGGAAAUUCAUCCUUCAGCUUUUCGCUGUACCAGCCAACGCAGCUGUAUUCUGAUAAUAUUGGGUUUCCAUUGUGCGGCUCCCAGGAUUGGAUUGAUAAUGGUUGCGGCGGGGUUAAUCAAUUCUGUUUCGGUCUUCAACAGAAAUCACAGCUGCAACAACAACAACUACAACAACAGCAGCAACAGUGGCAGCAGCUUCAGAGUCAGCAGCGAAGGAAUCAAAGUCUUUAUUUUGACAACAGUCUUCUUGCCUCCUCUAUCAAGAACAUCAAUACCACCACCACCAACAACAACAAUCGUGAAUCAAUGAUGUAUUGCCAAAGCAUGGAUUCUCAGGUUGAGAAGCAAAGACAUGAGAUUGAUCAGUUCAUCAGAUCACAGAAUGAGCGAUUGAGAUUGUUACUGCAAGAGCAAAGGAAACAACAAGUUGCAGCUUUUGUAAAAAGAAUAGAAUCAAAAGCUUUCCUUUUACUUAGACAAAAGGAUGAAGAGAUAGCAAAAGCAACAACUAAAACAAUUGAGUUACAAAAUUUGUUGAAGAAACUAGAGAUGGAGAGCCAAGCAUGGCAAAGAGUGGCACAGGAAAAUGAAGUAAUGGUGGCGGCGUUAAACAACACUCUCGAACAACUACGGGAACAAGCGUCUUGUUGUUUUAAUGGGGUAGAUGAUGCAGAGUCAUGCUGUGAAGUGAACGGAGAAGGAAUAGAAGCAGAGGGAAACAGAGGUUUCGCAGGACUUGCUGUCGAUCGCGGACAAGAAGAAGCCGAAGAACAAAGAACAAGAACCCCGACGACAAUGGUUUGCAAAUGCUGCAAUUCUCGAAAUUCGUGCGUUUUGUUCCUCCCUUGCAGACACCUUUCUUCAUGCAAGGAUUGUGCAGCUUUUCUUGAUUCUUGCCCCGUUUGUAGAACGGCAAAGAAAGCUAGCAUUGAGGCCCUGAUUCCUUAGGCAGGACCAAAAAUUUCAGGGGAAAUGUGAACGGAAAAAACCCCAGAAAAAGGAAAAAAAAGAAGAUAAAAGACAGAAAAACUGAUGAUGAUGGCUGAACAUAACCCAUGUGGCUGCUAGGAUUGAAUUCUCACUAGGUCUUUUAUUUUUGCUUAAUUUUUUUGGUUUUUUCCCCUUUUUAGGUACUCUGGGCUUUAGAUUAAACUUGUACUUAAACAACCAAAAAAAUGAAUCAAUUGAACAGAAAUUACUGCAGGAA